Molecule: messenger RNA, 2336 nt
Organism: Acipenser ruthenus (sterlet)
Lineage: Eukaryota; Metazoa; Chordata; Actinopteri; Acipenseriformes; Acipenseridae
Product: N-acetyllactosaminide alpha-1,3-galactosyltransferase-like
Exons: 7
Coding region: 135-1193 (352 amino acids)
Biological process (GO): carbohydrate metabolic process
Cellular component (GO): membrane; Golgi apparatus; vesicle
Molecular function (GO): hexosyltransferase activity
Source: RefSeq, a predicted model, not a curated record
CCACCCUCUCAGAUGAUAUUUCUUGAGCUAGAGCCGGACCAGUCUUAAAUGAUCUGGUUUGGAAUAGAAACAGUAACAAGCCUCAGAUCUGUACAACAUUUUGAGGGAAGGAGGUUGCAAACUUAGGAUAAAUCAUGAACCCUAAAACAAGAGUUGUUGUCAUCAUCACAUUCUCAUUCAUACUGUCCUUUUGUGCUUAUAAAUACACAGACAAGUGGACGGACUUCAAACCUUACCUACCCAAUAUUUGCAAGACCUUUAACUCUAGGUUGGUUGAAAACUCAACCUCAAAUCCAGAUCCUCAGAACCAUCCAUUUCCAUUCAGGAUAAGUGAGAAACUAUCAUUGCAGGACUGGUUUCUUCCCAGCAAUAAAGUCGAGUUGCGGACAAAGACCCCCUGGAAUGCCCCUAUUCUGUGGGAGGGGACUUUUAACAGGACCUAUUUGGAGGAGUUUUACAGGAACAAUCCCGUGACCAUCGGGCUGACUGUGUUUGCACUUGGGAAAUACCUGGAUAAGUAUUUGGAGAAGUUUCUGGCCUCUGCAGAUAAAUAUUUCAUGCCUGGCCACAAAGUUAUCUACUACGUGAUGGUGGAUGAUCACUCCAAACUCCCGUACAUUGAAUAUGGAACCAGCCGCUUCUUAAAAUCCCGGGUUGUUGCAAAAGAAGCCAGGUGGCAGGAUGUCAGCAUGAUGCGCAUGAAGACUCUGGCAGACAUGCUGCAGGACUUCAUCAAGGACGAGGUAGACUAUGUGUUUUGCAUGGACGUGGACAUGGACUUCCGAGCCCCCUACGGGGUGGAGACACUGGGGGAACUCGUGGCCCAGGCCCAAGCCUGGUUCAUGAAUUUACCCAAUACUGAGUUUACCUACGAGAGACGACCCGAAUCCAAAGCAUACAUUGAAAUGGGGCAGGGGGACUUCUACUACCACGCGGCUGUGUUUGGGGGAACCCCGUCACGGGUUUUGGAUCUAGUGAGAAGUUGCUAUGCUGGUAUAAUGGAAGACAAGAAAAAUAAAAUUGAGGCUGUAUGGCAUGAUGAAAGCCAUCUCAAUAAGUAUUUUUUGGAACACAAGCCCACCUUGAUUUUAUCACCAGAGUACUGCUGGGAUUAUAAGAUACAUACAGAAAUGGAACAUGUCAAGUUGGCUUGGGCUAUGAAGGACUAUGCAGCAGUAAGGGACAAUGUUUAGCCAGCAAGGAACCAGAACAGGGAACUGUUCAUAUCAUUGAGUUUUAAAAUCAGUUAUACCAAAGACACUUGCUGAUGAGCUGUUUGGAUUUCUCAUUGUAACAGGGUUUUGACACUUUUCUUUUCGCUGUCUGGACAUCAAACAAUGGAACAUAAUUUCUCUGUGGAAUACCCAAAUGCCUUAUAAAUUAGGAGCAACCUGUCUAAAUCUGAUGAGAAUAAACAUUUCUGUUAGAUUUAGUUCACAAUGACAUAUGAACACACAUCAGCAAAUGUAACUCCAAUUUGAAUGCUGGGUUGAAUUGGGAACAAUUGGAAAAGGGGUAGCUAUAAUCAUCUCUCCUGCAACUGAUUUCAAUGUCUUAGGUUUGAAAGGGAUAUUGGCACAUAACAUAGGUGGGUGGGUCCAUGGUUUAUUUGCACUAUUUUUUUAAGCACAUUUACAAUCCUUUUUUGUAAUGUAGGUUUGUCUUGAGAUACAGCAAACACAAGUCAAGAAUACAAGUCUGUUUUAGAGUUCUGGGUCUGUUUGAUAGACCUGGUUGCUUAAUAAACCUUUUAUUCUUGUUGUGAUCUUGUUGAGCAUACCAAAACCACUGGCGGGAGGGAGUGUGUCUCAAGGAUGCAGGAAAGCAAGGGGUAAUGUGUUUGAUUUGUGCUUGUUUGUAACUGGUAGGGCUUGUGAUGGACUGGCAGUCUGGUUUCCAUGUCCCGUUGAACACAGCGUAUGACAGAGUAGAGUUGUCCUGGAAUACCAAGGCGGAUUUGAGUGCUUUUAUGCUCUGUUAAAUAAAAGUGCAAUGUGAUUAGUGGAAUACAGUACAUUUAGAAUUGUAAUAUAUUUUUAUACUGGUUUGUUGUAAGGAUAUUGUAUGUUUUGAAUAGAAGAAUAAGUGGAUGUUGGAAAUACUGACAAAGGUUAAAGAAAGUUUUAUGAUUAUCUUACUUACGUGUCUCCCCACGUCACUUUGGUUCAUGGGUAACAAUCAGGUUAAUAAUAAAAUGGGGAUAGGUAAUAUAAGGAUGUUAUAUUUUUGGUAUUUAUUACAAAAUGUGAUUUCUGUGGAAUAUAUAUAUAUAUAUGAUUAUGCCUUAUGAGAUGAAUAAAUAAAUAAAGAUCCUUGGCGAGGGAAUGUGACAAUAA